AUGUUCUUGGAGCUGGUCCAGAAGACAGGAAUGAACCGAAGCCAACUGUGAGAAAGGUGGACACCACAACCACAGCUUCUGUAAAAUCAUCUCCUAAACAUAAAGUGGACAGCAAUAUGGGAAACAGAGCUUCAAGUUCCUUGCUCUUUAUUAUUACAGCCCUUGCAGUUGUGUGGCACUCUUUGUUGUAG
This is a messenger RNA of Podarcis lilfordi (Lilford's wall lizard), 191 nucleotides long. NCBI's taxonomy places the organism in Eukaryota, Metazoa, Chordata, Lepidosauria, Squamata, Lacertidae. The record is from the annotation of a GenBank genome assembly.